AUUUGGUCAAUCAAUCAGGAUUAUUAUAAAACGAAGAAAACAGGAAUUAAAGAAGACAAAAGAAGGGGUAUAAAGCAAGUCUCUGCAUCUACUCCAACUCCAGAUUGACAUUUAAAAACCUCUCUGCCUUCUUCAGCCUUUUGUGCUUCAAUAUAAUGCUCUCUGUUUUGGGAAAUUAAAACAUGAUCUUCACAAGAGAAUUACGGGUGUUGUUUCUCUCAUUACUGAUAUUAUUCUUGGUGAAUCUUCCUGUGAUCAGAAUUGAAGCAACUAAGUGCAACAUAUCGUGCGGCGACCACCUCCUUCAAUACCCAUUUGGGUUCUCUCCGGGUUGCCAAAUCCCUUUAAACUGCAGUGCAGACGGCCAGAUCCUGCUCGGCGAUUUCCCCGUGCAAUCCGUCAACGCUGAUACCAUCAAGAUCUUCAUUCAAGCCACAUGCCACCGUUCCCUCUUAGCCCUUCACCGUCUCUACGGCCCCAACUACGCACCCACCUCCCGCAACGCCAUUCUCUUGCAGAACUGCUCCUCUCCCGCGCCCUGCUUGAUACCUUCAACCAUGGUCUACACUCGCUUCGAGACCCUCUCUUGCGACGAACCCAGCGGGGCCAACAUUAGCUGUUACACGGAAGAUAAUAAGCUCAGGGGCUUUAUCGAUUUUCAAAAAGUGUUGGGCACUAACUGCCGGUCUCUCUUGUCUUCCAUAUCCGCCGAGACGUUCAAUGAGACUGAUCUCCUGGAGGUCCAGGUGGUUGAGCUCGGGUGGUGGCUUGACGGGCAAUGCGACUGUCAUAAGAACGCUAAUUGUACGGAGAUGCUUACGCCGCACGACGGACGAGUAGGAUUUCGGUGCCAGUGCCAUAAUGGGUUCGCCGGAGAUGGAUUCGCAGCCGGUUCGGGGUGCCGGAAAGUUUCUUCACAUUGUAACCCCGCAAGAUAUUUGUCUGGCCAUUGUGGAGGAACAACCAGAGUCGGUGUCUUAGUUGGAGGCGUUCUGGCCGGAGCUUUGUUGAUGGUGAGUAUGAGCUUAGUUUGCUGUUUCAUUCAAAGUCAAUGGAGCAUAAAAGCCAGCCACACCGCCAAACGCCGUCUAGCAGAAGCUGCGGGCAUCACCAUUCCCAUUUAUGCAUACAAAGAAAUGGAGAAAGCCACAAACAGCUUUUCAGAUAAGCAAAGGCUUGGAACGGGCGCUUAUGGAACAGUAUACGCAGGAAAACUAAAGAACGAUUUAUGGGUUGCCAUCAAAAGGAUGAAACACGGAGAGACCGACAGCAUGGAGCAAGUCAUGAAUGAGAUCAAGCUGCUUUCUUCGGUUAAUCACCCAAAUCUGGUUCGUCUUCUGGGUUGCUCCAUUGAAAAUGGGGAAGAAAUCCUCGUCUACGAGUUCAUGCCUAAUGGCACAUUGUAUCAGCAUUUACAAGGAGAGAAAGGUAAUGGAUUAACCUGGCCGGUUCGACUCACUAUAGCCACAGAGACUGCCCAAGCCAUAGCCUAUCUCCACUCUGCUAUUCACCCUCCUAUUUAUCACAGAGAUAUUAAGUCCACCAACAUACUCCUGGACUAUAAUUUCAGGUCCAAGGUUGCAGAUUUUGGUCUUUCAAGACUUGGUAGAACUGAAAUCUCCCAUAUCUCAACUGCCCCGCAAGGCACACCUGGGUAUCUUGAUCCUCAGUAUCACCAAAACUUCCAUCUAUCCGAUAAAAGCGAUGUUUACAGUUUCGGUGUACUACUUAUUGAGAUCAUAUCAGGACUGAAAGUGGUUGAUUUCUCCAGGCCGCACGAUGAAGUGAACUUAGCCGCUCUGGCUACCGACAGGAUUGGCAGAGGGCAGCUGAGUGAAAUUAUAGACCCUUUACUCAACCUACAAACUGAUCCUAAUUGGACACUUUGUUCAAUCCAUAAGGUAGCCGAGUUGGCUUUUAGAUGCCUAGCGUUUCAUAGGGACAUGAGACCAUCCAUGACUGAAGUUGCUCGAGAACUGGAGCAGAUCAUGGGGAGCAGAUCAUUGAGAGUACCUUCUUUAAAGAUCAAUCUUGUAAAGGCAACAGAUCAUGACAGAAAUGAGCUUAUGCUUCCGAGUACUCCUGUCGAUGGUAGCAUCAACUCACUGGAUCAUUACUCACCUGUCUCUGUUCAAGAUCCAUGGUCAAGUGAACAAAGCUCACCUUCAUCCAACAGUUUGCUUAAUAGUGUAAUUCAUUGACACCCUAAUUAUGAUCACCUUCACCUUCUUAAUACACACUUAACUGCUAAUACGAAUGUACAUCUUUUUUUUUUCUUUCUUUUUCGUUUUUGCUUUUGAUGAGACAAGUUUUGCCACUUGCUCAUACGUUUAUGCAUUUCAAGAUCAAUAUAACUACACAAUAAUGAUUUCAUCACUUCAUAUGUAUUUAUAUAACAAAUUCAUAACAAAAUAGCAUGAAUAUGC
Molecule: messenger RNA, 2426 nt
Organism: Carica papaya (papaya)
Lineage: Eukaryota; Viridiplantae; Streptophyta; Magnoliopsida; Brassicales; Caricaceae
Product: wall-associated receptor kinase-like 14
Biological process (GO): protein phosphorylation
Molecular function (GO): protein kinase activity; ATP binding
Source: RefSeq, a predicted model, not a curated record